AAUUUUUUGGUUUGUUCUCACAUUCGAUAUUGUGGACUAAAAUGAUUAGUGGUUUGCACUGUAAACGAAAUAAUAUGACCCACAACAUACUAUUUUAACUUGUGUUAUGUUUUCCUAUCUAACCCUUAGUCUAAAUGUGUCCACUGAGACACAAACACACCAUACCCUUUACAAACGCUUUGCACCGAACAAGGAAGUUCCUGAUAGAAAUGAAAGUUGAUGGUGAGUUUCCGUCGAGCUGCUCUUAUAACUUCUACUGGAGGACCGCAGGAGUUAUUAUUAAUAGAAAAACUCACACGGAUUGACGAAUUCGGAUUAAAUUGGAAAAUGCGUCGGCAUCUCACACACAAAUGGUCAUAUAGGAAGGAAAUUGACUUUGACUCUUCUGUUGUGAUGUGACUGUUGAGGCGUGUUGAGUUCAGAAAUACGUCGAUCCGAUCAUGUCGUCCGCUUGUGUCAGCACAAUGACUGCAAGUACAGCAAACCACCUUUGGUCCCUGGAUGAUGUUCUUGGUCAGGGGGCGACAGCCAGCGUCUACAAAGCACGAAACAAAAAAACAGGUGAGCCGGUUGCCGUGAAGGUCUUUAACUUGGCGAGCUACAACAGGCCGUAUGAGGUGCAGAUGAGGGAGUUUGAGGUGCUGCAGAGGCUCAAUCACAUCAACAUUGUUAAACUCUUUGCUGUGGAGGAGAUGCAUAUGAACCCGAAGCAGAAGGUCCUGGUGAUGGAGUUCUGUUCAGGUGGCAGCCUGCUGAACCUUCUGGAGGAGCCUGAGAAUGCGUUUGGACUUCCUGAGUCUGAGUUCCUCAUCGUACUGCAGUGUGUGGUCCAAGGAAUGAACCACCUGCGGGAGAAUGGAGUAGUGCACAGGGAUAUCAAACCUGGCAAUAUCAUGAGGCAAGUGGGUGAGGAUGGCCGCUCUGUGUACAAGCUGACAGACUUUGGUGCUGCCCGUGAGUUGGAUGACGAUGAGAAGUUUGUGUCCAUAUAUGGCACAGAGGAAUAUCUGCAUCCGGACAUGUAUGAGCGUGCGGUACUGAGGAAGCCCCAGCAGAAAACUUAUGGUGUGUCUGUGGAUCUCUGGAGCAUUGGUGUCACCUUCUACCAUGCUGCCACUGGCAGUCUUCCCUUCAUACCAUAUGGAGGCCCACGCAGAAACAAGAAGAUCAUGUACAAGAUCACGACAGAGAAGCCAGAGGGAGCCAUAGCAGGUGUGCAGAAGUUGGAAGAAGGACCCAUUGAAUGGAGCUACCAACUGCCACACUGCUGUCAACUCACAGAGGGUUUGAAGACCCAGCUGAUCCCAGUGUUGGCCAGCAUACUGGAGGCCAAUCAGGAGAAGUGUUGGGGCUUUGUCCAGUUCUUUGCUGCUACCACUGAUAUCCUGCACCGCAUCACGGUCCACAUUUUCUCUCUCCAGCAGGCAAAAACACACAGCAUCUACAUUCACUUUCACAACACGGUCUCAAUCUUUUUUGAGGAUGUUCAGACCCAAACUGGAAUUGAACCUGCGGAUCAACAGUACCUGUUUCAAGGUCAUCCUCUCAUAUUGGAGCCGAGCAUGAAAGUAGUAAACCUUCCUCCCACCAGUGCAGACCGCCCUAUCAUUCUGAUCAGCCGAAAACCAGAGAAAUUAGAAGGACAUCCAUACAGAGAACCCGAAGCCCCUGCCAUGCCCACAAAGUUUGACGUCAUGGCAGAUUACACUUUCUCCAAGACCAUUGUUGGGGUCAUCCAUCAGUAUCUGCGUAUUGCUCGCUCUUUCCAAAAGUACAGGGAACUGAUUCUGCAGGGGUUCCACAGCUACAUUGAAAACACAGGCUUUGAAUGCACUAAUGUGGCACACAGGAUUGCCAUGGUGAAUAUGAAGCUGCUUUCUUCUAUCAGCAGAGAGGAGAAUCUCCAACGGUUUGCUCAGAGGUUCGCACAUGAGUUUCCAGACUUUGUAGACAAUAAGAAGAAACUCGUACUGAUAGAAGAGGAUUUGCAGCGAAUGUAUGGCACUGGAAUCAAAGAGUUCCAGAAUCAACUACAGCACCUUCGUGUGACGUUGUCUAAACACUCUGAGACACUGGCCCAGGAUAAGAGCAUCCAGAAGAUGGAGGUUUUGUUGGGGAAGAUUGUUGCAGUUCAUCAGCAGUAUUACAAAGACAGAGUGACAGGAAAGCUCGGCUAUAAUGAUGAACAGAUUCACAAGUUUGAGAAGCUCAAUCUGUCUUCAUACAUAAAGAAAGUCAAGACUGUAUUCAAGGAUGACUGUUUGCAGAAGUACCAGGAUGUUCUGAUGGCUGCUGGGAGCUGGAACAGAGUUCUCUAUGAAAUGCAUACGAGUCUCGAGCAUUUCGGUGGUGUCCUGCGGCAGAGGAUGGGGGAUCUGCAUGUGUGUGAGGCCCAGCAGAACAAGGUUCUUGACAGAGCUGUGCUCAGAGCUCUCCACCAGCCAAUAGGAGCCGAGGGGGUGGAUGGACCAAAAAAAGAUGAGAACAUGAUUCUCAAAAUGACUAGAUUAAAGGAUGAGAUGGAGGCCGUGGCACGGGAGCUACAGAAUAACAACAACAUGAUAGAAAGCCUUGCAGUAGUUACUGCUACAUUGCCAGUGGAGAAAAAAAUACCUCAACCCAACAGACCUUGAAGACCUCAAAGAAUACAGAAUGCAACACAAUAUCCCAGAUCCCAGAUCUCUGAGCUAAAAGGAAAGAGAAAGCAAAACAAAACAAAGAAAAUGCAAAAGGGCCCUUCAAAACUGUCCUUAUUUAAACCUCUCUAACCUUAAACAGAUUAAUAGCUGUUACCAGGGCUGGCAGCUGAUAUUGUAUGAUGUGUAUGAGGUUUAAAGAGGUAACUACACAUUUUGUCAAAAAUUAGUUAUGACAUUUUUCUCAGAUUCAGUGUUAAUGUAGUUACUGCAUUUUACCUUCAUACAGUCUAGUAGUAUUGACUUUAACUGCCAAGAAGAAAGACAUAUAGAUCAGUUGGAAGUACUAGCUACAGCAGUUUCCCUGAUUAAUCUUGAGACUUAAAUAUUGAUGGCACUGUGCAUUCAGCUAACAAUAAUAGUGUAAUUAUUGAUAUUGCACAGCCAUGGAAUAAAGGGAGAGGUGUUCAGUCUGCCCUGUGUAUUUGAUUCUGGUUUUGAUAGAUAACUGCAAUCAUUGAAUUAGUCUAUUGCUAUUAUCACAUCAGUGUAAUCACACUGUUUGAGAGUAUUCAGAUGGGCUUCUGAAAAAUGUGAACAGUGCAAAGAUUAUCAUCCUACAAAUACUGACAGGAGUCAACAGACUCAUGUUACUACUUGAAGUGAAAGUAAGAGAUGUGUUGGGUGGGUUCUGAUGUCACAUUACGGGGAAUUCCUUGUGCAGGGGGAACUAUGGUGACCUUACAGAGACCACAUUGUGGUUCAGUGUCAAAGUGUGCAUAUGUUUUUAUUUUUAUGUCAUGGAAUUUUUAUUGACUUUCCUUUUUGACAGUUUGUAAAUGUAUUUCUUAAAUGUCAAAUAAAUGAUACAAAUGAUAUGCUAUGAGUACAAACAAAAUGCAAUUUUAUGUAUGUAUAAUAAAGUGGAUAUAAAAAGUCUA
Messenger RNA from Megalobrama amblycephala (Wuchang bream), 3577 nucleotides. It is a transcript of the gene ikbke, whose product is annotated as inhibitor of nuclear factor kappa B kinase subunit epsilon. Gene Ontology annotation, molecular function: ATP binding; protein serine/threonine kinase activity; protein binding. The record is from RefSeq and is a predicted model, not a curated record. The coding region runs from base 441 to 2633 and encodes 730 amino acids. NCBI's taxonomy places the organism in Eukaryota, Metazoa, Chordata, Actinopteri, Cypriniformes, Xenocyprididae. Gene Ontology annotation, biological process: peptidyl-serine phosphorylation. The transcript has 22 exons. Gene Ontology annotation, cellular component: cytoplasm.